Auanema sp. JU1783 is the source of this 345-nucleotide messenger RNA. The record is from the annotation of a GenBank genome assembly. NCBI's taxonomy places the organism in Eukaryota, Metazoa, Nematoda, Chromadorea, Rhabditida, Rhabditidae.
AUGGUAGAAUCUGCCACUGUUGGUUUGUUGUUCCACGCAACGUUAGCUGAGAUGAUCGAUCAUUCGAAUAUGAAAGUCCUCGACAGGUCGUCAUCCACUGUUAUUAUUUUAACUUUCGUGAUAGUUUCAUUAAUCGGAUACACUUUAACUAUUCCUUGUUUAUGUUAUGCAGCUCAGCGUCAUUCCCCUUCAGCCUUAAUACCAUACUUGGUAUGGAGGAUGUUAUUCUCUGCCAUUAUAUGUUUGAUAGUUCUUUGGCAGGCAUUAGAGAAGAAUAAACGAGCCGCCUUCUAUAGGGCAGCAUUCUAUGAUAAGAGGUUCCCUGUAGCCGUUGGUGAGGUAUAG